GAACAAAUUUUAAAUAAUUAAACAAUCAAUAUGGGUACUUCAUUCUCAAAAAUUUGGGGAAGAUUCUUUGGAAAGAAAGAAAUGAGAAUUCUCAUGGUCGGACUUGACGCCGCAGGAAAGACAACUAUUCUUUACAAGCUCAAGCUUGGAGAAGUCGUCACUACUAUCCCAACUAUUGGAUUCAACGUCGAAAAUGUUGAGUACAAGAAUAUCUCAUUCACUGUAUGGGAUGUAGGAGGCCAAGAUAAGAUCAGACUGCUCUGGAGACACUACUACCAGAACACCCAGGGUAUCAUCUUUGUUGUUGACUCUAAUGACAAGGACAGAAUUGAAGAUGCUAGAGAAGAAUUGCAUAGAAUGCUUGCUGAGGAUGAGCUCAAAGACUCUCUUCUAUUGAUCAUGGCCAACAAGCAAGAUUUGCCAGGGGCCUUGACUCCACCUGAAAUCACUGAUUCCCUCGGUCUCCACACCAUCAAGGGAAGACAGUGGUUCAUCCAAGCCACAUGAGCCACAACUGGAGAUGGACUCUACGAAGGACUUGACUGGCUUUCAAAGAAUGUGACUGGAAAGUCUUCCUAA
This is a messenger RNA of Moneuplotes crassus, 579 nucleotides long. Lineage: Eukaryota; Ciliophora; Spirotrichea; Euplotida; Euplotidae. The record is from the annotation of a GenBank genome assembly.